GAUCUCUCUAGCCAGAAGAAGGAGGGCUGAUGUGAGUCGGAAUGAGAAAGUGAGGGAUGUGAGACGGUCGCGAAUGCUGGACAGGACCCGUGUGUGAAUAACCCGAGGAGCAAACACACUUUCCGCAAGCCAACCACCGAACCAGAGCGUUAACAUGGGGAAUCGCGUAGUUCGUGAAGAUUUCGAGUGGGUUUACACAGACCAGCCUCACGCCGACCGGAGGAAAGAGAUUCUCGCUAAAUACCCACAGAUUAAGUCUCUAAUGGGACCUGAUCACCGGCUGAAAUGGAUCGUCUGUACGAUGGUUGCCGUCCAGUUUUUGGCCUUCUAUUUGGUGAAGGACCUGUCCUGGAAAUGGGUCUUGUUCUGGACAUAUGCAUUUGGGAGUUGCAUGAACCAUUCAAUGACAUUAGCGAUUCACGAGAUCUCUCACAACACCGCUUUCGGGAACAUCCGCGCCAAGUGGAACCGCUGGUUCGCCAUUUUCGCCAAUCUGCCCAUCGGCUUGCCCUACUCGGCUUCGUUUAAGCGCUACCACCUGGACCACCAUCGAUAUUUGGGUGGAGACGGCGUGGACGUUGACAUCCCCACUGACUUCGAGGGCUGGUUCUUUUGCACCCGUCUCCGUAAGCUCAUCUGGAUAAUGUUCCAGCCGCUGUUUUACGCCAUUCGUCCCCUUUACAUCAACCCCAAACCCAUCAGUCACCUCGAGAUCAUGAACACGGCCAUACAGCUCGCGUUCAACGCCCUCCUCUACUGGUUCUGGGGCGCCAAGCCCUUGGUCUACAUGAUGAUGGGCUCUUUGUUAGGAAUGGGUCUCCAUCCCAUCUCAGGACACUUCAUCGCAGAGCAUUACAUGUUCCUCAAAGGCCACGAGACCUACUCCUACUACGGAUCCCUCAACCUGCUGACGUUUAACGUCGGCUACCACAACGAGCACCAUGACUUCCCUAGCAUUCCAGGACGCCGACUACCGAUGGUGAAGGAGAUCGCGGGCGAGUACUACAAAGAUCUUCCCUGUUACACGUCCUGGGUCAAAGUGCUUUACGACUUUAUCAUGGACGAUGAGCUGAGUCCGUACUCCCGUGUGAAAAGACGACUGAUAGGAGAGGUCAAACAAGAGUGACCUAGAGUUCACCCAUCCCUGACCACACACUGUCUCCAGAGUCCAGAAGCUUCCCGGCCGCUUCGUUUUUUGAAGAAUUUUAAUUGUGAACCAAAACGUCUAUUGCACAUGGUCUAAACAUUCAGACUCUUUUAUUCUAGUUUAGUGGAAUUUUCCUUUUUUACAUUUCAAUGCUAAUGUUUCUCUGCGCGGCAGAUUUUAAACAUUGUGAGAUUCGAUAGGUCAGCAGUUGAUGUAGCGCUACAUGCUGAUUCAGUGUUCUGCUUAUCUGUCCGCUCUCCUGUCAUAUUUAAUGAAUAACGCAGAGCGCACCUAUAGAUAUGUUCUUCCUGUUAUGGUAAUGCAUCAUAUCACAGUCUGCAGAUCUGCACCAUCAGAUCAUGGUCCAGUUCCUGUAACUCAACUCUUUUUAAUAGACGUGUGUUUGUGCCUCCAUUAUAGGAUAUUAUUUCAAUUACAGUUUUUCUCCGUCGCUUUGGUGCAUUUCUCACAUCACUAUAUUUACAUUUGCACAACAGUUAAUGCAGUUCUCAAAACAAUUAGUACAAACUGCAAAACUUAGUUGAUAACCUGCUAAAAGUGUGUCACUUGCUCAAAAUUGAUAAAUCAUUCCUCAAAAGCAAGUAUUCAUGUCAUUGAAAGUGUCAGUGUGGUCAAGAUGAAAAGUCCUAACACCAGUGUUUAUGAACAAGAUAGUCAAAUGGCUUUGUCAUGUUUUCAUUAUGAUAGUUUACUCUGUAAGUGUUUGACAAUGCAAAAAAAGUCAGAUCUUGGUGACACUACCUGAAAAUGCUCAAGACAGUCCGAUAAACUAUUUGCACAGCCAUUUGAAAACUACAGUGAAGUUUCACAUUACUGUAUUUAGUGAGGUACAGUAACUGAGUGCAAGACACUGAGUAUGUAUGUUUAUGUAAUAUUUUUUACUGCAUGCUCUUUGCAAUUCUAAUUUGUUCAGAGCAUUGUGCAAAAGAAAAAACACACCCUUAUUUACAACAAACAUAAACUCCCUUUGGGUGGAUCGGUGCACAACUGUAAAGUAAACAAUAUCACAGUACAUAUUGGAACAUACAACAUACAUAUACUGUAAAUCAUUCAUGCACAUCUCUUCUCAUCAGUGAAAGCUGAGAUUCACCUGCGAGAAAUUGUUCAAUUUAGGAUAAAAAAGGGGGGGUUUUUUAAAGAUAAAAAAAAAUUUCUUGACAGAUUUUGACAACUAGUUUAACAUUUUUGUAUGUGAUGACUCAAGCAAUGAAAUGAGGACUAUUAGUUUAUAUGGAAUGACUAUUCAGCAUUCACAAGUAUAGUUAAUUUGGACUGAUAUGACAUAAGCAUAUGAUAAUGCUAUAAAACAGCAGAGAGUUGUAUGAAAGCAAUUGAUGCAUGUCCAAAAGCAUUUGCAAUUUGUUGGAAGGAAUGAGAAACUGCUACUAUGAUGUGCACAAAUGAUUACAUGUUGUGGAGGUUGAACUAACUGUUGUGCAAAUGGAAAUAGUGAUGUGAGAAAUGCACCAAAGCGACUGAGAAAAACUGUAAACAGGAAAACCGUUGCAAAUGCACACUUUGGCUAACAGUGAAGUACAGAGCUGUCUGUAAACAUUUAUAUGUUUAUAUAUAUAUAUAUAUAUAUCAAAUUAACUAAAAUGCCUUAAUAAAUUAGACGCCUGUCAAACUAA
This is a messenger RNA of Pimephales promelas (fathead minnow), 2799 nucleotides long. It is a transcript of the gene degs1, whose product is annotated as delta 4-desaturase, sphingolipid 1. Gene Ontology annotation, cellular component: membrane. Gene Ontology annotation, biological process: ceramide biosynthetic process. Lineage: Eukaryota; Metazoa; Chordata; Actinopteri; Cypriniformes; Leuciscidae. Gene Ontology annotation, molecular function: sphingolipid delta-4 desaturase activity. The record is from RefSeq and is a predicted model, not a curated record.